Molecule: messenger RNA, 852 nt
Organism: Orbicella faveolata
Lineage: Eukaryota; Metazoa; Cnidaria; Anthozoa; Scleractinia; Merulinidae
Product: leucine-rich repeat-containing protein 57-like
Cellular component (GO): cytoplasm
Molecular function (GO): protein binding
Source: RefSeq, a predicted model, not a curated record
GUUAGGGUGUUGCGAUCAAGGGAUAUUUCGUGAAACUUGGAGAAGUUUGGGCAAGAUUAUUGUGGGAUGCUCCGUGGAUUCUUUUGAAAAUGGGUAAUUCACUAGCUCCACAUUUAGAAAGUGCACAGAAGACGGGAGUGUGCUCUCUCUGCGGUAAAGGAUUAUCCGAGGUACCUCCUCAACUUUUACGAUUAGGAACAUCUCUGAGAACUUUGGAUAUCUCCAACAACAAGCUUAAAGUGCUGCCAGCUGCUUUUGGAGGUUUUACAUCCCUAAAGAGUCUUACACUAACAUCAAAUCAUAUUGGGGUCUUACCAUCAGAACUCUCUCAGCUAAAGAAGCUUGAGGUCUUAAUUCUUAACAAGAACAGCCUCAAGGUCCUUCCUACCGGCCUCUUUACAAGUCUUAGCCACCUUAAAACUCUGUCACUCGCGUCAAAUCAACUGACUGCUUUUCCUGAGGGCCUUGGUACCUCAAGACAUCUGGAUGUUGUUGAUUUGUCUGAUAACAAAAUUCGUACACUCCCAGAGUCAGUCAGUGAGUUGCAAGUUGUAGAGCUGAAUAUGAACAAAAAUCAAGUUGCUUCGAUUCCAGUAUGCCUUUCAAGAUGUCCGAGACUGAAAGUGCUAAGACUAGAGGAAAAUUGCUUGGCAUUAGAGGCGAUUACACCCCAACUCUUGAAGGAAUCACAGAUUUCACUGCUCGCUGUGGAUGGCAACCUGUUUGAUGCAAAACAAAUGCGAGAAGCUGAGGGUUAUGAGCAGGUAUUCUGCAAUGAGUUGAUAAGGAGAAUAUCAACCAGCUGCAUAGGCCUGCAAUGCGUGUGAACUGCUGCAUAGCUCUUUGUACUCA